Stylonychia lemnae is the source of this 543-nucleotide messenger RNA. Lineage: Eukaryota; Ciliophora; Spirotrichea; Sporadotrichida; Oxytrichidae. The record is from the annotation of a GenBank genome assembly.
AUGAAAAUAUCGAAAGCUUAUGGAGGUGUCACACUGGGUUGUGCAGUCAUUACAGGGACAUGCUAAAUGAUGUAGAAUCUAGAGAGAAUGCAAAGAUAGUUCACCUAUGAAAACGACUACAUGGAAUUCAAAUUCAAUGAUAUGCAUCAAAAGGAAAUUGGAGAUGAUACUGCUUAAUUUGGCUAUCCAGAUGAUGGAAAUGGCAGAUACACUCAGGGAAGACAGUAUGCUGACUGGUACUAUAUGAACGUCACUAAGAGGGUUAUUUAAAAUGAUUUAGAGCACAUUACCACUAUUAUUCCAUUAAGUUUAGUCACAGGUCUCUUCAAUCCUUAUCCAACGAUCGGACUUCUCUCAACUUAUUUUCUCGGAAGAGUGCUUUAUACCAAGGGCUAUUUCAUGCCUGAGGGUGCUUUGAAUAAAUAAAGAAUGGUUGGAUCCGUACUAUGCAAUUUGUCGCAUGUUGGAGUUCUAGGUUUGACGAUAUAUACUGCAGUCAUGUUAAGACGAGGAAGAUUAGCAAAAUUUAUUAUCCCAAAAUGA